Messenger RNA from Betta splendens (Siamese fighting fish), 2192 nucleotides. RefSeq names its product transcription factor Jun-like. Bases 482 to 1450 code for a protein of 322 amino acids. Gene Ontology annotation, molecular function: RNA polymerase II cis-regulatory region sequence-specific DNA binding; transcription factor binding; DNA-binding transcription factor activity, RNA polymerase II-specific. NCBI's taxonomy places the organism in Eukaryota, Metazoa, Chordata, Actinopteri, Anabantiformes, Osphronemidae. Gene Ontology annotation, cellular component: transcription regulator complex. The record is from RefSeq and is a predicted model, not a curated record. The transcript has a single exon. Gene Ontology annotation, biological process: regulation of cell cycle; regulation of cell population proliferation; regulation of transcription by RNA polymerase II.
CCCAUAAACCAUCGCGCGGGGAGGCGGGGAAAUAGCUAGUUGUCAGAGCAACUUGCAUGUCAUUAGAUUUACCCCGCCCACUAAAUCGCCUCCAGCCAAUCAGAUGCCGUAGAAAUGACAUCAUUGUUAUUUUCUGUGGAGCUGCAGCUUAGAGGUGGAUAAAGUUCGUCUCCACGUUGGAAGUGAUAGAAAGUAUUAUCCCUAUUCAGACGGUGUUUGUAGUUUUGGGGACCGGAGCCUUCAACUCAGGACUUUUGAGGUGUAAAAACGGCGACUUUCGGCGGCGCGGCGACGACGUUUUAUUUGUAACAGGAGCGGCUCACGAGAGAAAAGUUUUGUCUGGACACAAAGUUGUCAAGUGAGUUAAACUUCAACAAUAGACUGCCUCUGUCACAAGACAGUUGAGAGAGGGAGUCGCUGGAUUUAUGUAAACAGACGAGUUUGGACUUUUAAAAAAAGGAGAGACGGCCAUACAAACUUUAUGUCCAGAAAUAUGGAAGCGACUUUCUACGACGAAGCCGUGAAUGGCUCCAACUCGCAGCGUGACGGGGCGGCCAUAUGCGGAUUCAACCCCAAAACCCUCAAACAAACCAUGACCCUAAAUCUAAACGACCCGAAAACCUUCAAACCGCAUCUGGGCGCCAAGGCCCUGGACAUCCUCACGUCUCCCGACGUCGGGUUACUGAAGCUGGCCUCGCCUGAACUGGAGAGGCUGAUCAUCCAGUCCUGCACGGGACUGACGACUCCCACCCCGACCCAGUUCAUCUGUCCCAAGAACAUUACCGACGAGCAGGAGGGCUUCGCCGAGGGCUUUGUGAGGGCUCUGGCGGAGCUCCACUACCAGCAGCAGAUACCACCCGUCCACCCCGACGCGCACACCGGCGCGACGAACGGCAUGGCCCCGGGCUCCGCCGCGUCCGAGAGCGGCGGGAUCCCGUACAGCUGCACGGUGUCCACGGAUCCUCCGGAGUACACAAACCUGGGCAGCUUCAGCCGAUCCGCGGGUUCCACCGCUGCACCUGCCGGCGAGAGGCACCCAUCUGCAAGUUACCCAGGCCCCCCGCAGCCGUCCCACAACCACAUGGACCACCAGCUGGCGGCAGCGCGCCACUCGCGCCUGCACCCGCUCAAGGAGGAGCCGCAGACGGUGCCCGAGAUGUCCGGCGAUACCCCGCCGCUGUCCCCCAUCGACAUGGAGAGCCAGGAGCGCAUCAAAGCGGAGAGGAAGCGCAUGAGGAACCGUGUGGCCGCGUCCAAAUGCCGGAAAAGGAAGCUGGAGAGGAUCUCCCGGCUCGAGGAGAGGGUCAAAAACCUGAAGAGCCAGAACACGGAGUUGGUUUCCUCCGCUAACGUCCUGCGGGACGAGCUGGCUUUGCUCAAGCAAAAGGUCAUGGACCACGUUAACAGCGGCUGCCAGCUCAUUUUGACGCAGCAGCUCCAAGCUUACUAGACUGCGGGGGGGAGGAGGAAGAACCAUGGGACAUUUCUUGGGGACCAAAUGCAGCUUAAAGUGGCAUGUUCAGCCUUGUAGGGCCUUGAGUACGUUUUCGUGUUUCCCCACCAAAUAAACUGCUCAGGCUGAUGAUGACUGACAAGAUAAUUGUAUGAUGUAUUAGAGCAGAGGCCACCAAACCUAUGCAGCUCAGAGGGAACAUUUGCUCUAAUUACCCCCUGGUGUAACUUGUUACACUUGCUUUCUGGCAAUUUUGUCUUUUUUUUAAUUUACAUCAUGCAAAACCUUAAUGUGUAUUCAGCUAAGGCACGGUAAUAGGGAAAGGGUCUUUACCUUUGUCAUGAGGUCAAUUGUUUAUGACCCACGGUCUUCCAUCCUGACAGGACUGUCAGAGCUUUUGUGGGAUCAAGUUUCAAACACCGCAAAACAGACUUGCCAAGCAAAUUUUCUUCUAUCAGGUAAAAAGACUCGAGUUAAGCACUGACCCACCAGCAACUACAUGUACAGAUUAACACUAACAGGAAAAGUUUCACACCUUUAUAGGACUCUUAUAGGUGUGUAUGUGUGUGUUGCGUUUACUGACAAAACCUGCCUUACUUUUUAAUGCUUAUGUUCAUACAACAUUGUGAUAUAGGCAAAACUAAUGUUGUACCUACAUUAACACUUUGUAAUAACGUUUGUACGCUGUAUUUUGAGCACUUGAACUGUAAAUAUGAAAUAAAAUGUUAGACACCAUAAA